GGUCGUGUCGCCGUCUUGCAGACCACAGCCCUCCACGUUUGUGCGCGAUCGCCGGGGUCCUUCUCGAGAGACUAUUAGUUCCCAAUAAAUCAUCGUUUACUUUCGAGAUGUUAUCUAAAAUCGCGCGUAAGAAACUGACGGAACGCAACGUAUGUUGAAUCGCAUGCCAAUGUGCACGAUCGCCGUGUGCUUUCUAUUGAUAUUUGUCGUUAUCGGUAUCAUACUGGUGUUGAUUUACAAACCGAUUUACAUUUGGGAAAUCGACGUAUCUUAUUGAAGAGUCCGCGGUACCUCUCCCGUUCGACUCGACAGCUGUAAUAGGAUACACGACUGAAAUUUUCGGCAUCUUUAUUCGACGAUUUCUUGAAAUUCGAAAUCUGGCAUAAGAUCGUCGACUGCGACGAGAUGGGUGAAUCGACGCAGCGAGGUGUCCUUCUGAUGCUUCUGGUGCUCGCCGCGACGACGACUUUGACGAGAUGCGCGUUGCUGGAGAUGUCCCGGAUGCUCUGGAACAAGACGGUGUCCGGAGGCAUUGCGAAAAUAGGCAGACUGGACCCGUUGAGAGUGCCGCUGAUCAAGGUCGAUCAGUCCGAGGGCGACGCCAAUUACAGAGUGAUCCUGAGGAACUUGGAGAUCGUCGGUCUCAACGGAUCGGUCUUGGAGAACAUCCACAUAAGUCGUGGCGGACCGAAGUCCAAUCUGAGCGAACUCGAGGCCGGAUACGUGAGCUACAGCGAUCUCAGGGAUGUGGAUUCUGUCAGAUACAGGUUCCACACUAAGGCGAGGGAGCCCAGUGUGCCCAGGGAGAGUUUCGAAGCCGUCGUUUCACCUGUGAAUCGAGCUGCUGACGUAAGGCCCUCCUCGCGAUAUCAGAAUGCUCGCUUCGAUCGGUUGCAGCAAGAUCAACGCGACAGGACGUUCGAGCAAAAUCGGCAGCACGACCAACGGAUUCCUUUCCGUCCUGACGUCACGUCCGAUGGUUUUUAUAGAGGCAAUUUGAGAUCAACAGGCAACUUUGAGAAUUCUGAAAGUUCAAAUACCGAAAGUUCUAUAAAGCUGCCGGCCUAUGUUCAGCCUGUUUACGCGCAGAGAGGUUUUCAAGGCUAUCACGCAAGUCCACAGAAUAGUGGAGACAUAAUCGAUUGUGUCGACGAUACAAAGAUCUCUCAGUUUAGAGAAAAUCAAGGCAACCGACGAUACGAUCAACAAGGUGCCAAUGUAGGAUAUUACGGAGGACGGGAUACUGAGGUUUCCGCGUCGGAAACAGUCGAGACUAGAUUGAAAAAUCAGGGUGAUGUAAGACCGCCUGCGUUGUAUAAUAGAGAACAGUCGCGGCGAUCGAACGUUGCAUCUUCCGGCAAAGUUAAAUCGCCGAGAAAUGGAAUGAGGGAACAAUCGGGUUACAUCGACAUCGUCUACAUGGUAGACGAUAAAACUAAUGGCAGCGUAAAGCGUUUCGGUAAUCUGGGUGCCAAUCCCAAUGAAAAUCGACGAGUAUACGGUAUCGAGGACGUCAUGAAGAAUAUUCGGGAGAAUACAAAAUUUAUUAUCUACAAUUUUACGGAAGGUGAAGCCUUACGAAAGAGAAACGACAUAGUCAAAGCUGCGUUGGAAGCCAAAAGGUUGAAGGACCUGAUCAGAUAUGCGAGAAACUAUCAGGAGCAGCAAGGGUACUUCGAGGAAGGGAUGCAAUUGAUAUAUCAUUACGGAACGGACGUAAAAAAUGAUAGCGCCUCUCAGAAUUUCAGUGACACCAAAAGAACGAAACGAGCGCAUCCCGAAGAGACAUCCGAAGACGACGUGAUGAAUGUGAUUUUGAGAAUACGCGUCCCGCUGCUUCGCGUGAAGUCUCAAUACACGCUCAUGGGAAAAGUAGGGAAGGAGACGUUACGUGGGAACGGUCUGCUUGCCGGGAACUUUACCGAUGUAGUGGGCGACUUUACGCUGGAACUGAAGAAGAUCAACGAGGAAUUGAUAGUUCGUAGUGCUAGAGCGAAGCUGUCUGUGAAAGAUAAGAAAAUCAAUCUUCAAGGUAUGAACGAGGAGGGUCCGGUGCAAGCUAUUCUCAGUCACGGUUUAAUGGCUGCGGAGGCAGUCGCCGCGAUGCUCGCCGACGACUUCGCGACCAAGGGGCUCAGCGAGAGAACGGCCGACGCGCUGAUCUACAGGAUGUAUAAGGAUUUACCAGUCAAUAGGAGGCAUUCUACCGUGAUAAAUUCACCAUCGCGCCUUCGACAUUGCCGCCCGAGUGGGGUAGCAUAUAGCCGGAGAAAGUGCGCUUUACUUUAUAUAUACCCGCGCCACGGGGCCAUCGUACGCAUUUUCGAUACUGUCGUAGCUAAUUGCGAGCACGCGCGCAAUCUUCUUGUGACAAUAGAAAAUACAGCCGAAAUACGCCGCGGUCACGCACGCAGAAUCAUCGGCAGGAUGAUGUUGAUCGGGCUCGUACUGUUCGCCGUGUGUGCCGGGAGCGCCGUGUCGCAGCUGCCUCCCGGAGUAACGUCAUGCCCACGUACAAACAACCCGUCGGAAUACAACAAGUGCGUUUUAACGCAGUUACAAGCGCUCACUCCGUAUCUCGCUAAGGGAGUACCUUCUUUGAAACUACCAGCUUUAGAUCCUUUGUUUCUGCCAUCCUUGACUAUAGAUAGAAACCUAGAAUCCUUGAAAAUCAAGGCUAACAUGAGCCAGAUUCGCGUUUACGGCGGCACGAAUUACAUCGUGCAGGAUCUCAAAGCGAAUCCCAAUGACUUAACGAUUUCCAUCAAGGCUCGAAUGCCUCAUAUGUAUGUAGUCGGCGAUUAUGACGUUCAGGGAAGACUGUUGUUGCUGCCUCUAAACGGUGCUGGUAACUUUAAAGGAAAUUUCACUGACACUGAGGCCCAAGUAAACGCGCAAGCCAAGGAAACUAUUGAUAAAAACGGCGUGCAAAGGCUCGAGAUUGACAAGUUAGUUGCUAAAAUCCGUGUUGGUAAUGGAAAGAUUACAUUAAAAUCACCACCUACACACACGCUAACCGCCGACGCCGCCGCGACGUUCUUCAACUCGAAUCCCCGCCUAGUCUUGGAUAUAGCCAGUCCAAUUAUCGAGGAUACAGCCGCGACCGUGAGCAAAGCUCUAGCCACUCGAGCACUCAGUGUUCUCACCAAACAAGAACUCGUCCCCUAAUUCUUAAGUGAUCGAGUUUCGUUCGGGUCGAUUGUUUUUCGUAAAUGGCCUUUCGUAAAAAAGGAAAGGAUAGAGAAAAACGAAUAGUAGCCAUGAGGAUUAGCCGAUUUGAUUUAGUUUUUGUCUAUUUCUUUAUCGCGCAUCGUGAUAAUUUUCACCGGCCAGUCGGUGAGGUACGUAGCGUUGUUUUGUGCCCAAAGAAAAUUUGAUUAAUUAAUCACGUUGUGCAGUUGUCAAAGAGACGUUCUUGCACUUACAUUUUAUGUAUUUGGAAAGCCUUGAAAUGUUUAUUCUUUUGUAGAGCAGGAUUAUAAGAAAAUAUGACAAUGUAUAUAAGUUAAUUAGCUGACGUUUCUUGUUUAUUUGACAAAUUGUUUUUACAUAUUUGCUUGUUAUCCAAUUUUAUUAGAUGAUAGUUAAAACUAUCCUGCACAUAAAGAUUAUAUAUUGUAUAUGAUCAAUAAAAGGAAUAUUGUAAUUAUAAGUAAGUGUUUUAACGUUCGUUCAUUCAAAGCCAAUUAAAUCGCAAGUAUAAAACA
Molecule: messenger RNA, 3707 nt
Organism: Wasmannia auropunctata (little fire ant)
Lineage: Eukaryota; Metazoa; Arthropoda; Insecta; Hymenoptera; Formicidae
Exons: 10
Coding region: 406-3168 (920 amino acids)
Source: RefSeq, a predicted model, not a curated record